AUGAUGAAAUAGAGACUUUAGGAUUAGUUUUAAGAACUGGUUUUUGUACUUAAAAAGGAUAAAUAUUUAGGUCUAUGUUAUACCCAAAAGCAAUUGAAUUCGAAUUUUAUAGAAAAGCAAUAUAUUUUCUUUUAUCAAUAAUUUUAAUUUCUAUUUUUUGAUGCCAUAACAUGGAUUAUUCCUCCUGCUAUGCCUAUUUUUUUUGCAAUUUGCUAGUCUAUGGCUUUAGUUAGGCUUGGAUAUUCGCACAUUAUUGCUGUUGAUCCAUCUUAAACAGUCGUCGCAAGUGAAAUUAAAUUAAUGUGUUUCGAUAAAACAGGCACUUUGACCAAAAAUAAUAUGGAUGUGAUUGGCUUUUGCGAUUUUAACAUUGGUGAGUUAAUCACUAAGUUGCCUAAUUAGAUUAAAGAAGAAAAAUAAAAAGCUCUUUUAUAUGCCUUUGGGACUUGUCAUGGAGUGUAUUUGGUUGAAGGGGAACAUUUGGGAGAUGAGUUAGAUGUUAAAAUGGUUGAAUUUUCAGGAUUUAAGAUCAGGAAAAGUUCUACGUGUAAGUUAGAAGCUUUUAAUGAUAAUUUACUGUUGAAAGUGAUAAAAUAAUGGGAAUUCGAGAGCUAAUUUUAGAGAAUGGGGUGCUUAGUUUAGGAUUAAAAUGGCAAAAAUUACGCGUUUGUAAAAGGCUCGCCAGAAUUAGUAAUUACUGGAAAUAUGCUUAUAGAUAUUUAAUAAAUUAGUAAUUAAAAAUUGCUUAAAGAUAUUCUCUAAAAUACCUUUGUUUUUGCCAGAUGUAAACCUGAAUAGAAAACUGAAAUUAUUUAUAUGCAUUAAACUUUAUUUAAAUAAAAAAUUGGAAUGAUAGGUGAUGGUGCUAAUGAUUGUUCUGCUAUUAAAUAAGCAGAUUUAGGUGUUUCUUUUUGUGAAGCAGAUGCAUCUUUUUCUGCGCCAUUCUCUUAUUAAAAAAAAUCUAUUAAUUGCCUUCCUAUUAUUUUAGCAGAAGGGAGAUGUGUUUUAACAAAUAUGAUUGAAUGUUAUAGAUUAUUAUGUUACUGUUAAUGUUUUUAAAUAUGCAGUAUCUAUUAUAUUACUUUAUGA
Ichthyophthirius multifiliis is the source of this 1089-nucleotide messenger RNA. RefSeq lists its product as hypothetical. NCBI's taxonomy places the organism in Eukaryota, Ciliophora, Oligohymenophorea, Hymenostomatida. The record is from RefSeq and is a predicted model, not a curated record. Gene Ontology annotation, molecular function: ATP binding; P-type transmembrane transporter activity; ATP hydrolysis activity. The transcript is spliced from 3 exons. Gene Ontology annotation, cellular component: membrane.